ACGAGAAGUGGCGUGGGACGGAGUGGAGAGAGUUGUUAUCGAGAGGGAGAACAGAGCGAGGCAGGAGCAGAGCAGAGCAAGGGGGUGUGUGAGUGUUUUUAGGAGGUCAAAAAAAGGAGCACAACACGGCGUGAAUGAAAGAGGCAAGCUGGCGGACUACAACAUGGCAUCCGGAGAUACUCUGUACAUUGAGACAGACGGCUCGGAGAUGCCGGCCGAGAUCGUGGAGCUCCACGAGAUAGAGGUGGAAACGAUACCGGUGGAGACUAUCGAGACCACGGUGGUCGGCGGGGAGGACGACGAGGAUGAUGAAGACGAAGAAGAAGAAGAAGAAGAAGACGAAGAAGAAGACGACGACGACGACGGGCAGCCCAUGAUCGCGCUCCAGCCGCUAGUUUCGGACGACCACAACUCGAUCCACCAUCACCACCACCACCAUCACCACCAUCAGGAGGUGAUCCUGGUCCAGACCCGGGAGGAGGUGGUCGGUGGGGAUGACUCGGACAUGCACACGGACGGCGGGAGCGGGUUCGAGGACCAGAUCCUCAUCCCGGUACCUGCUCCCGGGGUGGAGGACGAGUACAUCGAACAGACUCUGGUGACUGUAGCCGGGAAAAGCUCAGUGGGUCGGAUGAAACGGGGAGGCGGCAAUGGGGGCAAGAAAACGGGCAAAAAGAGCUAUUUAAGCGGAUCGGAGUCUGGUGGAAGAAAAUGGGAACAGAAGCAGGUGCAAAUAAAGACACUAGAGGGGGAGUUCUCUGUUACAAUGUGGGCAUCGGAUGACACUAAAGACAUUGACCAUGAGUCGGUGGUGGAGGAGCAGAUAGUCGGGGAGAACUCCCCUCCAGACUACUCGGAGUACAUGACGGGGAAGAAGCUGCCCCCUGGUGGUAUCCCGGGCAUCGACCUCUCAGACCCCAAACAGCUGGCAGAGUUCGCCAGGAUGAAACCCAGGAAAGUCAAAGAGGACGACGCUCCUCGGACGAUAGCUUGCCCUCACAAAGGCUGCACAAAGAUGUUCAGGGAUAACUCGGCCAUGAGGAAGCAUCUCCACACCCACGGGCCACGCGUGCACGUCUGCGCAGAGUGCGGCAAGGCCUUCGUCGAGAGCUCCAAACUCAAACGUCACCAACUUGUUCAUACGGGGGAGAAACCCUUCCAGUGCACCUUCGAAGGCUGCGGGAAAAGGUUUUCUCUGGACUUCAACCUGCGCACACACGUGCGGAUCCACACUGGAGACCGACCAUACGUCUGCCCUUUCGACGGCUGCAAUAAGAAGUUUGCGCAGUCAACCAACUUAAAGUCUCACAUUCUCACACACGCCAAAGCCAAAAAUAACCAAUGAGAGCCCACUUACCAGCGUUCAGCCUCAAAGACGGAAAAAAAGAGCGUCCUCGCGGAACACCUGAAACCUCUUUGGAGGACGGAAUGAAAAGCUUGAGACUUAUUGAUUUAUAUGGAACAAAGAUCUGAGAUGAAGAGACUUAAGAACACUGAAAUUCAGCUAGUUUUCCUGCGUCCCCUUUUCUUCUGCUGUCAUAUUUGGAUGAGGAACACAGAGACUAUUCCCCAAAGCCCCGGCCAACACAGUCCCUCCGUUGCUCCAGUGGCACUUAGCUGCCAGAAGAUGGAACUCGUGGACAAACAUCAGAGACUUAUUUUUACCAGAGCAAGAAGAGAAGCAGCAGUCUAUUCGUAUUUUUAUUUUCUCACAUAGCUUUUAUUUUCCCCAAGUGUGCAUAUUGUACACUUGUCUCAGGCUAUGUUAAGUAAAAUUGUGAUUAUUUUUUUCCUCUCUUGCAUUAUCGUACCUAUGAUACAAAAAAGGCCCCAGGCCUCUUUUGACCCGUUUCACAUGUAUGAGAAGUUUAAAAACAGCUGUAUGUUUGCAUUUCCAUACCCUCUUUGGUUGUAUUUUUCUCUAACCACAAAAUAACCGUGUAUACUUGUAUUGUAUGGCUGUAUUGAAAUUACGUAGACAUAGAUAGAGGUGUGAUUUAAAGUGUUAACCAAUUAAAAUUUUAGUCAUGAGUUGCAUUAUAUUUUCUAUAAACUGUCUUUACACAGAUGAAUGAGUAGCAUAAGCUUUACUCGGAGCGUGUCUCAGUUAAAGGAUCUGGAGCGUGCAUUGAAUGGACUGACCAUCACUUUCUUUGUUAGAAUGUAAUGUACAGAUGUCAACCAUUAACUUCCUUUGUUCAUAUAUUUACACCCAUGUAUCUCAACUGCCCACAAUAAAAUGGCUCAUUCCAACCCUGUUGAAAAAGACACACA
Molecule: messenger RNA, 2274 nt
Organism: Gymnodraco acuticeps
Lineage: Eukaryota; Metazoa; Chordata; Actinopteri; Perciformes; Bathydraconidae
Gene: yy1b
Product: YY1 transcription factor b
Exons: 5
Coding region: 164-1345 (393 amino acids)
Biological process (GO): regulation of transcription by RNA polymerase II
Cellular component (GO): PcG protein complex; transcription regulator complex
Molecular function (GO): DNA-binding transcription factor activity, RNA polymerase II-specific; RNA polymerase II cis-regulatory region sequence-specific DNA binding
Source: RefSeq, a predicted model, not a curated record